AUCACGUGGGACUUGCAUUGAUGUUCACAAAUUUACAAUACAGAACCUCUUGGUGCCUAUAUAAAGAUUCCAUGCUCCCCAGCUCACUCCAUCUACUCUCUCUCCCUCUCACACACACAAACGCGCGCCCACACAAAAAGAGAGUGAGAGAGAUAGAGAAAGCCACAACAAUGGAUGCCAUUGAAGUCCAAUAUCCGAUGAACGGUGGUCAGGGCCCAAAUAGCUAUGUUCAGAAUUCCAGCUAUCAGAAAGGAGUGGUAGAUGCAGCAAGGGAUGUGAUCUUUCAAGUAGUUGCAGAGAAGCUCGACCUAGGAAACCCUUGUUUUGAUUCUUCAAACCCAUUUCGGAUUGCAGACCUUGGCUGUUCUACAGGACCAAACACCUUCUUUGCAAUGCAAAACGUAGUCGAAGCAGUGAAACUCAAAUACCAGUCCCUCCCUCAAACCUCCCCGGAGUUCCAUGUUUUCUUCAAUGACCACACAGACAAUGACUUCAACGUUCUCUUCAGAUCCCUCCCUCAUAACACCGGGGCAUCUCCGGGUUACUUCGCUGCUGGAGUGCCCGGUUCCUUUUACGGCCGGUUGUUUCCAAAGAACACUCUCCAUUUUCUUCACUCCUCCUAUGCCCUGCAGUGGCUCUCCAAGGUUCCCAAGGAAGUCCUAGAUAGAGACUCUCCUGCUUGGAACAAAGGCAAAAUUCACUACACAGGCAGUGAUGAGCAUGUGACCAAGGCAUUUUUUGGCCAGUUUCAGAAAGACAUGGAUGGGUUCUUGAAAGCUCGAGCCCAGGAAAUGGUUGGGGGAGGCUUGAUGCUGAUUCAGUUGCCUGGUAUUAGGAAUGGAGGCCUUUUCUCUCAGACUGGUGCUGGUAUGAUCCAUUUCAUCUUGGGAUCUUGCCUCGUUGAGAUGGCUAAAAUGGGGUAUACAAGUGAAGAAAAAGUGGACACCUACAACGUGCCUCAGUACCAUCCAUCAAUUGAGGAUCUGGAAAUGGUGGUAGACAUGAACAAGUGUUUUACCAUAGAGAAGGCGGGCGUGUUGGACCAUCCCAUGAAGCAUUUGCCAUUUGAUCCCAAAAUGACUUCAGCACAAGAACGAGCAAUAAUGGAGGGGAGCAUAACGAAACAUUUUGGAAAUGAAAUUAUGGACCCCUUGUUCGAUCUCUAUACGCAGAAACUAGCCGAAAAUUCAUACAUCUUCGACAAGGAAGUCCAUAAGGAUGUUGACUUAUUCAUCGUUCUAAAACGCAAAGAAGAAUUAUUUUGAGAGCACGGAGGGCUCGAAGCCUCUCCAGUCUUCAGAUUCAACAAGUGGGAUCCAAAUGAGGAAUUUUCGGCUUCUCCAUUCGGUUGUUCGGUUCGUUUCUUUUAUCAUUUUCUAAACCCAUAAGUAAUAAGAAGCUUCUGCAUAUCCUAGAGCAAUGGGGUUGUUAUAUAUGUUCCUAUUCGUCAUUUCUUUUCUUUUUCUGUUGGAUCCUAUCCUAUUGUUAUGGUGUUUCAUAAAAUAAAAUAAAAUAAAAAAUAAAAAAUAAAAAAUAAACCAUAAAAUGAAAAAGAUGUGCCUUUUGUGUUAUGUUAUGCUCCCAAUGAGUAAUGUAUUGUUCCAUUUUUCGUUAGCUUCAAAGUUUAUUAUAUGAAUUUGUGAUUUCUUUUGGGAUUUA
Cornus florida is the source of this 1659-nucleotide messenger RNA. Its product is annotated as loganic acid O-methyltransferase-like. Gene Ontology annotation, biological process: methylation. The transcript is spliced from 3 exons. NCBI's taxonomy places the organism in Eukaryota, Viridiplantae, Streptophyta, Magnoliopsida, Cornales, Cornaceae. Bases 21 to 1265 code for a protein of 414 amino acids. The record is from RefSeq and is a predicted model, not a curated record. Gene Ontology annotation, molecular function: S-adenosylmethionine-dependent methyltransferase activity.